Messenger RNA from Amorphotheca resinae ATCC 22711, 1860 nucleotides. RefSeq lists its product as hypothetical. Gene Ontology annotation, molecular function: metalloaminopeptidase activity. NCBI's taxonomy places the organism in Eukaryota, Fungi, Ascomycota, Leotiomycetes, Helotiales, Amorphothecaceae. Bases 1 to 1860 code for a protein of 619 amino acids. The transcript is spliced from 3 exons. The record is from RefSeq and is a predicted model, not a curated record.
AUGGAGAAGGUGAAUACGAGCGAGCGUCUUGCUCAGUUAAGGCAUCUUAUGAAGCAACAUAAGGUCGAUAUUUACAUCAUUCCGUCUGAGGACAGCCAUUCCUCGGAAUAUAUCGCCCCAUGCGAUGCAAGGAGAGAGUUUAUAUCGGGCUUCUCGGGUUCUGCUGGGUGCGCUGUGGUCACGCAUGAUAAGGCCGCUCUAGCAACGGACGGUCGAUACUUUAACCAAGCCUCGAAACAACUGGACGAGAACUGGCUUCUACUUAAACAAGGCCUUCAAGACGUACCGACAUGGCAAGAAUGGUCAGCAGAGCAAUCAGAGGGAGGCAAGAUUGUGGGCGUUGAUCCUACUGUCAUAUCUGCUCCUGACGCCCGAAAACUGGCCGACAGGAUCAAGAAACGCGGCGGCCAAGACUUGAUAGCAAUAGAGGAGAAUCUUGUAGAUUUGGUCUGGGGAGACCAACGUCCUCCGAGGCCCAGCGAACCGGUGAACGUUCUUACGAAAGGAUUUUCGGGGAAGGACGUCAAGACAAAGCUGGAGGAGCUUCGAAAGGACCUAGAAAAGAAGCAGAGCUCUGGAUUCAUCGUUUCAAUGUUGGACGAAAUUGCCUGGCUGUUCAAUCUACGAGGCAACGAUAUUCCCUACAAUCCCGUAUUCUUUUCAUACGCUGCAAUCACUCCCACUACCGCUACGCUUUACGUCGAUUCUUCGAAGCUGAGCAGCGAAUGCAGGACCUAUCUCGCAGACUAUGGAGUUUCUGUCCGCCCAUACGAGAAGAUUUUUGACGACAGUGCAGCAUUGAGUCAGUCAUUAGAUACUCCAAACGACGAAAGCCAAGAAGAGCCCAAAAUCAAAAAGUUUCUUGUGUCGAAUAGAACCUCGUGGGCACUGAAGCGAUCACUGGGCGGAGAGGCUAAAGUGGACGAAAUACGGAGUCCUAUUGGAGAUGCUAAAGCAGUGAAAAAUGAGACCGAACUUGAAGGCAUGAGGGCAUGCCAUAUAAGAGACGGAGCGGCUUUGAUCGAGUAUUUUGCAUGGCUUGAACAUCAACUCACUGUUGAAAAGGCGGUAAUUGACGAAGUCACUGCUGCAGAUAAGUUGGAAGAGUUUCGAUCAAAACACAAGCACUUUGUGGGAUUGUCCUUUGAUACUAUCUCCUCUACAGGUCCCAAUGCGGCUGUGAUCCACUAUAAGCCCGAACGCGGUAACUGCUCAGUCAUAGAUCCAAACGCAGUGUAUCUGUGUGAUUCUGGAGCUCAAUACCUGGAUGGUACGACGGACACUACACGCACACUCCAUUUUGGUGAGCCAACAGAAAUGGAGAGGAAGGCUUAUACUCUGGUACUGAAAGGGAAUAUUGCUCUUGAUGUUGCUGUAUUCCCCAAAGGAACAAGUGGAUUUGCCCUGGAUACUCUGGCGCGACAAUUCUUAUGGGAAAACGGUCUGGACUAUAGACAUGGCACUGGUCAUGGCGUAGGCUCAUACUUGAACGUACAUGAGGGACCGAUUGGCAUCGGAACUAGAAUACAAUACUCUGAAGUUCCUCUGACAGUAGGAAAUGUGAUAUCAAACGAGCCUGGAUACUACGAAGACGGGUCCUUCGGAAUCCGAAUCGAGAACAUCAUCAUGGUGAAAGAGGUCGAAACAGAGCACAAGUUCGGGGACAAACCCUACUUGGGCUUUGAGCAUGUUACCAUGGUCCCUUACUGCCGCAGAUUGAUUGACGAGAGUCUCCUGACGAGGAAAGAAAAGCAUUGGCUGAACGAAUAUCAUGCCGAUAUUCAUGCCAAGACAAAGGACUUCUUCAAACCGGGUUCGAUUGCGAUGAAAUGGCUAGAACGUGAGACGACACCUAUCUGA